Molecule: messenger RNA, 555 nt
Organism: Kwoniella botswanensis
Lineage: Eukaryota; Fungi; Basidiomycota; Tremellomycetes; Tremellales; Cryptococcaceae
Exons: 2
Coding region: 1-555 (184 amino acids)
Source: RefSeq, a predicted model, not a curated record
AUGACAACCCUCACCAACGCAAUCACAUCUCUCCCCGCUCCCUCCAUCACCCUCGCUUUGGGAGGACUGACCACCGCCUAUGUCUUCUUCGCCAACAUCGGUGAGACCCAACGAGGUUCAAUCGCCUAUCUGAAUGAAAGAUUGACACCGGUAACACUGAAUGAUAAGGAGAGAGCGAAAGUAUGGAGAGCUUACUUUAAACCUGCUGCUACAUGGAUCGUCUCGGCUUCUCUCACCUCUACCGCACUCAAUAUGACCACGUCGUACCUCCACAAAUCACCGCUCAUCUCCAAGAUCACCUUCGUAGCAGGCAUGGCAUCCCUCUGGAUCCUGCCCAUCACCUUCUUCGUUGGUCUUCCACCUAUCAACUCCAGAUUACUCGACCUCGCCCAGCAAGACGAAGGUACCGCUAAUAAGAUCAUCACUCCCACAUCCGACGAUGAAGCCAAGAAGCUGAUCAAGAGCUGGGAGGAAAAGCAUGUACUUAGGUACCCUAGUUAUGCUGUCGCGUGGGGUUUGAGUCUUUUGGCCAUUCUUUUGGAUGGAAGGGUUUAG